Drosophila virilis is the source of this 786-nucleotide messenger RNA. Its product is annotated as gamma-glutamylcyclotransferase. NCBI's taxonomy places the organism in Eukaryota, Metazoa, Arthropoda, Insecta, Diptera, Drosophilidae. Gene Ontology annotation, molecular function: gamma-glutamylcyclotransferase activity. The record is from RefSeq and is a predicted model, not a curated record.
AGCUCAGUUGAGUUUUGAGCUGUCUUUGAGAAGGUUGUCUAUAAUCAGCACAACAAUAUAUAACAUUAAUACGUAUUGUUUGAAAGAAUAGAAAUGAAUAUAUUUAUUGCGUUAAUCUUUUUGCUGGCGGCUGCCCGAACGGGCUACGGAGCGAGCUUAAACUUGAAUCAAUUGCUGCCCGAGGUGCAUAACGAUAGAUUCUAUUACUUUGCCUUUGGAAGUAACAUGUUGGCGCAACGGAUUCACAUUCAAAACCCCACUGCUGAAAUCGUGGGUCCUGUUACGCUUGAGAAUUACCGCUUGGAUUUUGCAACGUUGCCCUUUGACAGGUGGGAUGGGGCUGUGGCUACCAUUGUGCCGAUGAAUGGUGCUAUUCUUUGGGGCACGCUCUGGGAAAUAGAUAUGAUUAACUUGGCGGACAUAGACAACCAGGAAGGUGUUCACCUGCAACUUUACAGACCCAUCACCGUGCAUGUUAAGCUGCACGGCAAUGAUACGGACACUGAGAUUACCGCGAGGGCUUAUGUACUAGUGCAUCAGCCUGAGAACAAUGUGCAUGCCUUUGCGCCAAAUAUGGUGCCCGACGAUCGACAGCCCUCUAAAACGUAUCUACAGGUACUUGUCAAAGGUGCCAUUGAAAGCGGCAUUCCGGAGAGUUAUGUCAAAUUUUUGAGGAGCAUUAAACACAAUGGAAAAACGGUUAAAAAGCUGGAGCAGGCUCUUCAGGUGCAAUCCGUGGACUUGUAAAUAAAAACAUGCCAAAUUAAAAAACAAAUUUGAAAAGAG